Messenger RNA from Coccinella septempunctata (seven-spotted ladybird), 3203 nucleotides. Its product is annotated as zinc transporter foi-like. The coding region runs from base 189 to 2174 and encodes 661 amino acids. Gene Ontology annotation, biological process: zinc ion import across plasma membrane; intracellular zinc ion homeostasis. The record is from RefSeq and is a predicted model, not a curated record. Gene Ontology annotation, cellular component: membrane. Gene Ontology annotation, molecular function: zinc ion transmembrane transporter activity. The transcript has 8 exons. Lineage: Eukaryota; Metazoa; Arthropoda; Insecta; Coleoptera; Coccinellidae.
UCAAAACCUAUUUUAAUGGAAUGGAAUUCAGGUGUUGAUUUUUGAUUACUUCAUUAAUCGGUUCGGUGACACAAGAAGCAGUGACGGCGGCAGCACUAGCGUGAACCCACUAUCACUAUUUCAUACAUCAUCUUUCAUAUAUUCAUAUGCCGAAAAAUACAACAUUAAAACUCAAAUAAACAUAUAGAAUGCCUCAUCCUGUAUUGUCAGUAUGCAUAUUUUGCCUAAUAUGUGCUACACAUUCUCCUUGUGGUUCUCAUGCUGCAGUGAAUCAUGAAUCGCCCCAUAUCAGGAAUGAAUUUUCACUAAGUGAAAAAAAAAGAGAAACAUUAUUAACUAAUGAAGAAACCCUCUCUAGGGUUAAAUUAAAACAAGAGGAUUUGCCAAAAGAUAUUUCUAGGAGUUCGAAGAAUGAAACUCCUGUGUUAAUUAGUAAGAAGCAUAGUUUAUUCAAAAGAAACAGUAUUAAUAAUGAGAAGGGUGAUAGUAGCUCAAAUAUAUCGAAAGAAAAUUAUUUAAGUAAAAUAUUCGAAAGAUUUGGAGAUGGAAAUACCAUGACAAUGGAAGGAUUCGAGAAGUUUAUAGAACGUUUAGAUUUAUUACAAAUUUUAUCUACAAAAUUAGAUAGUGAAAGAAGUAAAGAGAGUGGAAAAGGGAAUUCAACUGUACAAAAGGGGAUGAAUGAAAAUACUUGUAUAGACAGGAAGCAGAUUUUCGCUGAAUUGAGUGGGAUGAACAUCACAAAAACCGAUGCCAAAAUUAACGAUACGAUGUUGCGAAAUGCAUGCCCCGCCAUCCUGUACACCCUCAUGGUGGGUCAGUGCAACGAAGAGCCACAUCUUCAUUCCGAAGAGAAUAUGCACGAACACGCCAACAACACCGUGGCCGUCUGGGUUUACUCUACCAUUGCUGUUAUCCUGACCAGCGCCUGUGGGGUACUGGCCGUGGUAGUGAUUCCCAUCAUGCAGAUGAAGUUCUACAAGCCCCUUUUACAGUACCUUAUAGCUUUGGCUGCAAGCACGUUAUCCGGUGAUGCAUUUCUACACUUGCUGCCUCACGCCAUGACUAAAUUUCAUGUCCAUGGUCCCCAUGGUGGCCACGAUCAUCACGAAGAAAUUUUCGUGGAAGGAAGCGCAAUGGAUCCCCAUCAAGAAAACACUUGGAAGGGAUUUGUUGCAAUGACUGGAUUGAUGUUCCUCUUCUUCAUGGAAAGGAUAAUUCUUAUCAUAGGGAAGUGGAGGAAAGGAAAACAGAAGAAGCCGGAUGGACAUUCUCAUAUGAAGAUCCUUUCAAACGGAUUGGAUGAUAUCAAUGAGAGCAAUCCGACUCAAUGUGUAGACAGAUAUAAUGCCUAUCCAUAUUGUUAUCAAGACAUCAUAAAUCAUCAACUCCACGGUUGCCCCCUGGAAAACGACAAAACUGCCUCGAGCAUGCUGGAUGACGUUGACGUGACCUCGGACAUAUCUUUCAAGAAGUCCAAACCACCAACGGCAGAUAGCAUCGAGGACAACCAGAACAUGGGCGGAUGUAUGAACGAGAAUAACCUCUCAUCUUGUACGGAAGUCAAUAAAAUGUUGCCGGAAAAGGUUCCCAAAGAUAACAUCACCAUUAUACUUCGAGAGCACCAAAGCAGCCAUCACGGCCACUCUCAUUCACAUGGACAUGUUCAUUCGGCGCCCCAGAAUCUUUCCUCCGUGGCGUGGAUGGUCAUCAUGGGCGAUGGUCUCCACAACUUCACCGAUGGAAUAGCAAUAGGAGCUGCAUUUUCGGUAAGUCUGGCCGGAGGAUUCUCUACAACGGUUGCUGUUUUCUGUCACGAAUUACCACACGAACUGGGAGAUUUCGCGAUGUUGCUCAAGGCUGGAAUGAGCACUAAACAGGCGCUCUUCUACAACUUGCUGUCCAGUGUUUUGAGUUUGUUCGGAAAUUACGUUGGUAUUUUAGUUGGUAACUCCGAGUAUGCCAGUUCCUGGGUGUUUGCCGGAGCAGCUGGCAUGUUCAUCUACAUAGCCCUGGUGGACAUGCUGCCGGAACUGAGUUCUUCGCACGAAGACGAGAACAAUUACACGCAAUAUCUACUCCACAUGGGAGGUAUGCUGAGUGGCUUCGGCAUAAUGGCGUUGAUUGCUAUUUACGAGAAUGAACUCAAGUCAAUCUUCAAAGAGCCAAUGUAAUAAAGGGUACAGACUGAAUAGUUUUUACUUCAUUUUUUACAAGCUGUGCAGAUGGUCCAGUAUCGGGGCAGAUGAUAAUAAUGGAUGUUUUUAAUAUAGUCUUAUUUUCUUCUCAUAUUUACGAACAUUUACUUGCAUUUUGCACGCAACAUUUUAUGUCUUGUUAUAUGGAGGAUGUUCCUACCAUUCGAAAUUUGAGUAGAUCUCGAUCUUUCAUCAAAAAUUUUAAAUAUUUUGUGAUAACCUCAUCGACAAUGGACCAUUUUUACUCGAAGCCAUUGAAACUUGAAUAUUCCUUCAUUGAAAAUUUGAUUGUAUUCUGGAAUUGAAUAUGAGAUAUAUUAACACAUAACCUUAAAAAAUAUAUUUUAACAAAGAUUUGUUAUGUGAUUUGAGUUUGCAUUUAAAAUUGGAUGGGACCCAAAUUGAACCCAUGGAAAAUGACGGAUUUUUUUUUUGUAUCGAAUUGAUUAACCGCCCAAGAUGAUCUGAGAUUGGGAAUCUUGCUUGAGGUGAAUCAUUAUAUUCAUAAAAAUCAGAUUGAACAUUGCUGAUAAAUUAAUGGAAUGGACGAAGUUAUGAAAGUCAAAAUAAAUUUAUAAUAAAGCAAAUACAAAUUUCAAAUUUUUCUGGAAUUCUGUCUGAGACGUCCAAUCCUUGUAUUAUGAGAAUAAUUUUAUUUGUUACUUCUGCAAUUUUGACCAGUUGUCAAGAUCAAGUGUUCCAAUGUUUUAAAUAACUAAUGUGUUUUUAAUAUUCCUAUUUAGUUAGGUAUGUUGUUGUUGAACAUGCUAUAAUGCUUGAAUAUAAUCAAUACUGCUCGGAAAUUGGAUCAAUUGUGAUUCCGAUACUUUGUUGGCCAUAAGAGGCUUUUUGGUUAACUUUUUGAUUCUCAAUACUUACUUAAGUUUCGAGUAAUUUUAUAUAUGGACACUUAAUAAGGUAUUAACGUUUUUCUUUGUUUUUAUCAGAGCAGAAUUUAGUUCCUGAGCAAUUUUGUAGACUGAACAUAAAAAUUUAUUGUUUGAA